Messenger RNA from Rhagoletis pomonella (apple maggot), 706 nucleotides. Its product is annotated as sodium- and chloride-dependent neutral and basic amino acid transporter B(0+)-like. The transcript has 2 exons. The annotation marks the transcript as partial. NCBI's taxonomy places the organism in Eukaryota, Metazoa, Arthropoda, Insecta, Diptera, Tephritidae. The record is from RefSeq and is a predicted model, not a curated record. Gene Ontology annotation, cellular component: membrane. Gene Ontology annotation, biological process: sodium ion transmembrane transport.
CAAAAUGAGGAUCGCUUUACCACCGUUGAACUGCCCGCCAGCGCCAAAAUGCCAAACAGCAGCAGCGCCCCGGCCACAGCAGCUGCAACAAGCACCACACCCGCUAGCGGCGGCAGCAGCGCACACAGCAAAGCCAUCAGCAUUAGCAUUGGUGGUGAUGGGCCCGAUGGUCCACCAGGUGGCGGGCGUGAUCCCAUCGAUGCAAUCAACUAUCCACCAAAUACGCCCACCACACCUGCUUCGAAGGUAGCCAUUGGCGGUGGCGAUUCGGGUGCUGCACUCAUUGCACUCGACACAGGUGAGCCCAGCGAGCCGGAGCGUGGCAAUUGGACGGGACGCUUUGAUUUUCUACUCUCACUGCUCGGCUACUCGGUGGGACUGGGCAAUGUGUGGCGCUUUCCCUAUCUGUGCUACAACAAUGGCGGCGGCGCCUUCCUCAUACCCUUUACAAUAAUGUUAAUUAUCGCCGGCUUGCCGCUCAUGUUCAUGGAACUUUCGUUCGGUCAGUAUGCCGCUUUGGGUCCAAUAGCAAUCUAUCGUCGCUUUUGUCCACUAUUUCGUGGUCUCGGCGCUGGCAUGGUUAUCGUCUCGGCCAUUGUAAUGCUCUACUAUAAUUUGAUUAUUGCCUGGACAAUAUUCUAUAUGUGCGCUUCGUUUCGUCGUGUGCUGCCAUGGCAGAAUUGUGAAGCUGCUUGGAGCACUGAAA